Molecule: messenger RNA, 2156 nt
Organism: Ornithodoros turicata
Lineage: Eukaryota; Metazoa; Arthropoda; Arachnida; Ixodida; Argasidae
Exons: 2
Coding region: 897-1964 (355 amino acids)
Source: RefSeq, a predicted model, not a curated record
GGAACCGAAACGGCUUCAACAGUCGUCCAUUUCCUGGCAGAUUUCUUUUCCAGAUUCUGGGCACUUGUGUUCGCUUGGUCAAAGCGUAGCAAUCUCUCGUGUUAAAGAAUCUGCCAACUAGCACUUUUCCUUUCUUUUUUUUUGCCCGGUCCCGAUCUGGCCGGGCAGCGCGUUGGCCAACCGUACCCGGUGUCCACACGUCCCAACAGCGAGGGCCCGCAUUCACUCCGAUUGGCUCUGAUUGGCUUGCACUAUACCCGCACAGCGAAGUUAACAUGGGUUAGCAGGCGACGGAACCUGAACACAGUGACCGUGAUGCCCCUAGUGUGAUCCAAGCGACUAAGACCGCUAGAUCCCUGACACUCAUGUUUAGGUGGCAAGGGUCACGUGAUCCAGCGCGGGCGCCAGACUAGCAACUUUCCGAGCGCUAGCCUGUCACUGCCACGAAAUGACCACUGCCACGAAAUGACCACGUGAAUUCACCGUUGGGCAUGCCGUCUUCCGCGAGGUGACGUGUGCCCAGAUUUCGGCGCAUGAUAACCAACCCUCGGAUGGGCAAAAUUAAUCCAUAGGACUACUACUGUGGCGUCUCUCAUGAUCAUAUAGUCGUAUCGCAACCUUAAAACCACGAAGUACCAUUAUCGGAACAAACGUGGUGGUGGCAAUGAUGGAGCUGCUUGCCAUAGUCGGCCAUGCUCAGGCGGGCAACGUGACGACUAUCGCAGGGGGUUCUUGCGUCCUGGGCCGACUUCAAGGGAACUGUGCCGGCACUUAUCUUAAAGCUGUCUGAGGAAAACCCAGGGGAAACACCCAGACAGCAGACUCUUGCGGUGGGAUAGGAAGAAACAAGAAGGUCACCAGCUACCAGCAUCGGCUUCCAUCGAUUUUCGCCUAUCAUGGCGUACUUCUCUCUCUCUCUCUCCUUCUACUAUGGGAUCAACGCCACACUAUGUCUCUCGGUACUUCUGAUCCAUGUCACUGCGAAAGAAACGGACGCAAGCCACACAAAAGCACUGGCAGAAGCUGAUCAGGUGGAACGCGACCUGCUUGCGCUAGCAACUGGGCAUGGUGGCCAUGGCGGACAUGGUGGAUAUGGUAGCGGCCAAAGUGGACACGGAGAAUACGGUGGACACCACUCAAGUGGGGACUACGGAGGACAUUACAAACAUGGCGGUGACGACCACGACCACCACAGCAGCAAGCAUGGCAAGAGCGGCCACAGUUCUGGAGGCCACGGGUACAAUAACUACGGCGGAAAUCACCAGGGCAAACAUGGCCAUGGAGGUCAUGGUGGAAAGCACUUCGGCAGCGAACACCAUGGGGGACACGGUAAACACGGUGGAAAGUCUGGCAACGACCACAACAAGAGCAAGGGUCACAAAAACUAUGGCCAUAAAAAUGUGUACCACAAAGAAGACUCUGAACACCACAGCCGGUACUACGAUGACUCCCAUGACGGCGACCACAAGAAGAAAUACAACAAGCACCACGAACAGUACGACCACGACGCCGGAAAGUCGAAUCACGGACAUCACCAUAAGCAGCACCACGGCCAGCAUAAACACGGUGAUGACUACCACAAGCACGACUCCGGCGGAUGGAAGCACCACCACGACCAACACGGUGGCAAAGGGGGACACCACUAUCACGGUGGUGGAGGACAUAAACACGGUGGAGGAGGCCACAAGCACGGGUCGCACCAUCACAGCUCAGGACAAAGCCAUCACAGUGGAGGCAAAGGCGGCGGUGGACACGGAGGAGGCCAUGGAGGUGGUGGACACGGAGGAGGCCAUGGCGGCGGUGGGCAUGGAGGAGGUUACGGCGGCGGUGGACACGGAGGAGGCCAUGGCGGCGGUGGGCAUGGAGGAGGCUACGGCGGAGGUGGCCACGGCGGGGGAUACGCCAGCAACAACGUGCCAGUGCUUGUGCAUACGCCUAUACUACAACAGCCCUCCCCACAUUAGAAAGAGGAACAUUAUAGUUAACUGGUUGUAGUGAUCUCUGCAUGUCGUCAUGUCGCUUAAAUAUGUGUGCUUUGCUAACUCAAGUUCGUGUCGCUUGAAUGUUUCGAAUGUGGUCAUGCCAUCGUGCGAUAGUUGGAUUUAUGUGAAUGCCCUUUUUGACUUCACCAAGCUAAUAAAAAGUCAGAAAGCCUA